This is a messenger RNA of Nannizzia gypsea CBS 118893, 2544 nucleotides long. RefSeq lists its product as hypothetical. Gene Ontology annotation, biological process: DNA-templated transcription; regulation of DNA-templated transcription. Lineage: Eukaryota; Fungi; Ascomycota; Eurotiomycetes; Onygenales; Arthrodermataceae. Gene Ontology annotation, molecular function: DNA-binding transcription factor activity, RNA polymerase II-specific; DNA binding; zinc ion binding. The transcript has 8 exons. The record is from RefSeq and is a predicted model, not a curated record. Bases 1 to 2544 code for a protein of 847 amino acids.
AUGUCGGGAGCGGAUAUGGACGCCACUACGUUCGAUAACCGCGGCUCAAAUGCCAAUCAAACGCCCCAAGUAUUUGGAGCCUCAAACCCAGAUGGUUCCCCCCUAACACCAUCCCUCCCGGGCACGGCUUUCGCGGAAGAUAAUAACGAUGCAAAAAGGAGGAGGAUUGCUAGAGCAUGCGACAUGUGUAGGAAAAAGAAGAUAAAAUGUGAUGGGAAAAUGCCAAAAUGUUCGCAUUGCAUAAACUACAAGUCCGAGUGUAUCUUUACACAAGUGGAAAAGAAACGAAAUCCUCCCAAAGGGGCAAAGUAUAUCGAAGGACUCGAGAACCGAUUGGGACGCAUGGAAUCGUUACUUCGGCUCUCUGGACUUUUAUCUGAGACUGAUGCCAGAAAGACUGAUUUAGGAAUGCUAGAAAAAAGAUUGGCAGACAGGGCAGCAUCGCCAAGUUCACAGCAACAGCAACAACCACAAGCUCCCAAAACUUCCACUAUACCCACAACCUACAAUACUUUCGUGGGCUCGUCAGCGUCUCCUUCUAAUUCUACCCCCCGUGGUGAUCUGAAUGCUAGCCCGAGGGCUUCAACAACUGCGGAAAGCCCUGAUUCCCAGAAAGAGUCUGAAGCAGAGGUUGAUUCUCUUUCAGACAUGAUGUGCUCCUUGGUUACGAAUAACUGCGGAGAAACGCGAUAUAUAGGGUCCUCCUCUGGAUUCUCUAUAUUUUCUCCAAAGGGCAUCCAAUGGGUGAAUGAGAAAACGGGCGAUUCCUCUUUCCAGCAUAUGAUCUCAUCUGCAUGUGUGGAUGACAACAAAUGGAUAUACUGGAAACCAGAAAUAUUUAGCGACAUAUUUGCCCGUCGGGUUUUUAAACCUUUACCACCCAAAGAGGAAGCUCUAUCUCUCUUUAGGGAUUAUUUCGAAAAUUUCAAUUGUAUAUUCCCUCUAUUUCAUGAACCUACUUUCAUGCAUCUAGUUGAAAAGCAAUAUUCAAGAGAUCCAUAUGAAGGUUCUGGGUGGUGGGCUAGCAUCAACGUAGCUUUGGCGAUCGCGCACAGGCUACGGGUAAUGAGCAAUCUUGCCCCUCAGGAAGAAGAUAAAAAGGCAUGGCUUUAUCUCAAGAAUGCCAUGGGUGUGCUUACGGAGCUUACAAUGAGAAAUACCGACCUCCUAAGUGUACAGGCUCUGCUUGGAAUGGCGUUAUUUCUUCAAGGGACACCAAAUCCUCAGCCUUCAUUCUUCCUUGUCGCAGCUGGAAUCCGUCUCUCUCACAGCAUAGGCCUGCACAAGCGUUGUUCGGGCUUCGGUCUAAAUCCGGUGGAGCUUGAGCAACGGAAGCGUGUCUUUUGGAUUGCCUACAUCCUAGAUAAAGACAUCUGCCUCCGAUCCGGUCGCCCACCCGUGCAAGAUGAUGACGACAUGAAUGUAGAACUUCCCAGUGAGGAUCCUCCCGACAACAUUGGAAACGUUCCCCUUUCGGAUAAUAAAGGGAAAAUAAACCUGUUCCGCCUCAUGUGCAUAUUCGCAACUAUUGAGAGCAGAGUAUACAGACAACUAUAUUCCACCAAAGCAUCACGACAAUCUGAUGGUGAGCUUCUCAAUACCAUCGGCGAGCUAGAUCAUGAACUUGAGGAAUGGAAGAAUAGCAUUCCUAUAGAUUUCAGGCCUGAACAUGAAAUAAAGACCACCCAUAGGCCUCUAAUCCUACCCAUUGUUGUUCUUCAUUUUGCAUACUACAAUUGUCUGACCACUAUACAUCGAAUGUCUGUCCAUCAUGGAUAUUGGACAAGUCGUCUUUCGAACUACGCCAUACAAGGAUUAAAUGCUCGGCCACUCAACCCUCGAGUGUUCUCGUCUGCCAUACUCUGCGUGUCAGCUGCUCGGGCAUCGAUCAACCUUAUUAAGUACAUUCCACAGGGUGAUUUUGCUUGUGUAUGGUUGAUUCUUUAUUUCCCUAUAUCAUCCUUGGUAACACUUUUUGCCAACAUCUUGCAAAAUCCACUGGAUGCAAGAGCUCGAUCAGAUGUUAAACUUAUGAAUCUUGUGGUGAAUUUCCUCUCGAUGCUCGCUACAGAUGAGUCCAAUGGUAGCGUCAAGCGCAUGCUCAGCGUUUCGCCCUCAGAUGCAGACGACGGAGUACCCCAAAGUAUCAAAUGCCCAACAACAGCCAUUAAUUCACCAUUGCUGGCGCACAUUAACCACAAUAUAUCGAGCACAUCAUCGAGUACAUUCCCAUCACCUCAGACAUCAUCACAGAAUGCAUUUGAUACAGUGAUCAACGAGGAUAUCUCAGCUGCACAAUUGAAGAAUACCGCAAGAUUUAACCAGGAGCUCAAUGAUAUUAUUGGUGGCCCUGGAUUAAAUGUCAAUCCUGGAAUAUUCAAUGUUGACCAACAGCUUCCCAGCAACGACUCAAUGCCCCUGGAUGUAUCGUCCUUCCAGCAACCUUUUGUCCCUCAGGAUUUAUGGCAGAUGCCUAUGACCCUUGAAUGGGACUGGGCGGAUAUGUCCAACGGCUUUCCGUUUGCUAAUGGGGCUACAGAGUAG